This is a messenger RNA of Schistocerca gregaria, 2130 nucleotides long. Its product is annotated as ornithine decarboxylase-like. The record is from RefSeq and is a predicted model, not a curated record. Gene Ontology annotation, cellular component: cytoplasm. Lineage: Eukaryota; Metazoa; Arthropoda; Insecta; Orthoptera; Acrididae. Gene Ontology annotation, molecular function: ornithine decarboxylase activity. The transcript has 9 exons. The coding region runs from base 218 to 1537 and encodes 439 amino acids.
UCGGGGGCUCGCAGGCACGCGAUAUUGAGAAGCUAUUGCGACAUAUCAGUCGUAAUCCAGCAACUUUUAAUAUCAGUCCCUGUUGGGGUGUCGUAUGCGGGAGUUCACCAAACGACUCAGAAGUUUAGAUGUUCUAACAAGCUUCUUCAAAACCGGUGUCUGAUCAGCUACGGUUUAUCUUAGAUACUGUUCAUCAGUGAUUCAGACAAUACCUAACAUGCAGCUGAGUAAACAUGAUGAACACAUUCACGUCAUGGAUGCCAGUACAAAUGUGUGGAACAUCAUAAAGGACAUUACAGAGACAGGACUACAGGAGGACCCAUUCUGUGUUUGUGAUAUUAGUGAUGUAAUAAAGAAACAUGAGGAAUGGAAAGUGCAAAUGCCCAGAAUCCAACCAUUUUAUGCAGUGAAAUGCAAUGACAGUCUGAAUGUGAUCAGAGUGCUGGCUGCACUUGGAACUUGCUUUGAUUGUGCUUCAAAGGCUGAAAUCAAUAAAGUUCUGUCUGUUGGUGUGGAUCCAAGUCGCAUAAUUUUUGCACAUCCUGCAAAACCAUUAUCCCACCUUCGCCAUGCAGCAGCUGUAGGUGUUGAUCUAAUGACUUUUGAUGGUGAACGAGAGCUUCACAAAAUAAAAAACGUGUUUCCUACUGCAAAGCUGGUGAUACGGAUACGAUGUGAUGCAGCUAUAGCAAAAAGCUGCCUGGGGAAGAAAUUUGGUUGUGACCCAGAGAGAGAGGCACCACAUCUAAUGAAUGUGGCCCACUCAUUAGGACUAGAGAUUGUGGGUGUCAGUUUUCAUGUUGGUUCUGGCUGUGGUGAUCCACCUAUUUAUCACAAAGCUAUUGCAGCAUCCCGAAAGGUUUUUGACCAUGGGGUGUUUCUGGGUUUCUCCAUGAAACUAAUUGAUAUUGGUGGUGGUUUUCCUGGUGAAAAGGGUUGCUCUUUAGACAGGAUAGCAGAGGUGGUGAAUAAUGCUCUGGAAGAAUUCUUUCCUGAUUGUGGCACACAAGUUAUAGCAGAGCCAGGGCGCUUUUAUGUUGCUUCUGCUUACACACUUGCUGCAAAUGUCCAUUCCAAAAGAGAGCUUAGUAAUGUAAAGGAUGGAUCCAUAACGUCAGUCAUGUACUAUAUAAAUGAUGGAGUAUAUGGUAGUUUUAACUUCAUAUUGUAUGCACCUGCAAAAGUGACACCAAUUCCUCUCAAAGGAACAAAGCAUGCAGUAUACCCAAGUUCUAUUUGGGGACCAACUUGUGAAGACAUAGAUAAAGUAGUAAACUUAACUUUGCUGCCAGAGCUGGGUAUUGGUGACUGGCUGGUAUUUGAGAAUAUGGGUGCUUACAAUUUACAAGUGGCAUCUCCCUUUAGUGGUUUUCCCACCCCAGCAGUGCACACAGUGAUUGAUGAACAUGGCUGGAGGCAGCUCAAAAAUAAGGAUCUAAUGAAAGAAACUCAUUUUGUCAUUGGAAACUCCCCAGAAAAAUUGCCUCCUGGGACUGGCAGGGACAACAUUGAUGAAAAGUCUGUCUUCUCAACAUAAGACUCCAAUAUAUUUUCAGGUUUUGUACUCGUAUAUUAACCUGCUGUGAGGGGACAUUACAAAUACAAGAAUUUUGACAUUUUUAUUAGACAGAGCAUGAGAGCUGCAAUAUAAAUUAUAUUUUUGUGCUUCAUGAAUAACAGAUAAAUAUUUGUUGUGCUCAUCUUCUGUGCAAAGCUACACUAGUAGCUACAUGAACAGCCAUAUGUUACUUUGUCUUUACGUCAAUGUCUCAUUUUGAAAAACUCCAAUGUACAAACAGCCUUUUUUGGUGGUAUAGAUGCAACAAUUUUGUUAUGUAUAGCAUUUCUGCAUGUAUCUGUAUGGAUAUGGUGUCAGUGUCUAGUAUUGUUACAGCAGAAUCUUAUCUUUUUCUGUGCAGGUAUUUUUAAAUGCCACAAAGAACACUGCAGUCUUAGGCACAGCAUGGUGUUACACAAUACUGCAUUCAUAAUGUGAUUUUCAUGUAUAUUUUUUGAGUAUAUGUUUUGUCAGACUGUUAGGGCACAGUUUGUUAAAUAACAUUGUGUACUGUACACCAUUACUUGAUGUGUGAAGCUUAAUAAAGCAACUGAGUUAUAAAUCUCCAUAUA